Molecule: messenger RNA, 573 nt
Organism: Candidula unifasciata
Lineage: Eukaryota; Metazoa; Mollusca; Gastropoda; Stylommatophora; Geomitridae
Source: the annotation of a GenBank genome assembly
AUGGCUUUGUCAGAAGAGGAAGCUAGGAAAGCGUUGACACCGGCUCCACCCGAGACAGAGAGAAUAGUUUCAGUUAACUUCAUAGUUUGCUUUGUUUUUUUAUCCCUAGGGUUUCUUCUUUCAGCAGACAAUGAUCAGAGUCAAAGAUCCAAAAAAUCUCUUGAUUUCUAUUCCAGGGUUAUGGGAAUGACCUUGUUACUAAAGUUGGACUUUCCUGCCAUGGACUUUUCCCUCUACUUUAUGGGCUAUGAAAACCCGGCUGACAUCCCUACUGACCCCAAGGAGAGAGCCAAGUUCUGUUUUUCUAGAAAGGCUACUUUAGAACUGACUCAUAACUAUGGCACAGAGAAGGAUGAGAAAUUUGUUUACCACAAUGGAAACUCAGAGCCCAGAGGCUUUGGCCACAUUGGCAUUGUCGUGCCAGAUGUUUACAAGGCAUGUGACAGAUUUGAGGAUCUUGGAGUGCCGUUUGUCAAGAAACCUGAUGCAGGCAAAAUGAAAGGCCUUGCCUUUAUCCAAGACCCAGACGGCUAUUGGAUUGAGAUCCUGAAUCCUGAAAAUAUGGCAAAGUAA